Molecule: messenger RNA, 257 nt
Organism: Acanthoscelides obtectus
Lineage: Eukaryota; Metazoa; Arthropoda; Insecta; Coleoptera; Chrysomelidae
Source: the annotation of a GenBank genome assembly
GCAUUUGAAGCAACAACAUCCUACUCUGGUUUUGAAGACGAAAGAGUUUUUUUCUUCUAAAGCAGAAUCACUCAAGCGGAUGAGACUGGAUAAGUCGGAAGCUAUCACAUGGAAGAGGUUUUUGUACAGCAGGUACUAUAUCUGAAGAUAUAUUUAAUUCAAUAUCAAAUUUUGUUGAAAAAAAUGAUUUGGAUUGGAAUAAACUCAUUGGACUUUGCACAGAUGGCGUAGCUGCAAUAAUAGGUGUACCAUUGGGC